UCUCUCUUUGUUCUCUAUCUUCAGUCUCUGAAAACCCUCUCCAAAACCCUAGCAAAGGCGCGAGGGAGCUCCCAAUCUGGCUCUACUAUCCUUGCUAUCUCCCUCUUCUCCGGCCCUUGGCCUCCACGAGAGGGCUGCAAUGGGUUCUCUGAGGACCUUCCCUUCUUCUUGCCCUUGCCGGCUUGCCCAGAGACCUAGGAUUCGGAUAAAAACCAGGGUUUUCGCCUCCCUUGGAACUAGCUCAUCGGUUUCAGAUGGAAGGAAAUCCAAGGUGCCUCGGAGAAGAUCUGGGAGAAGUGAUGGGCCUAGGAAAAGCAUGGAGGACUCGGUCCAGAGGAAGAUGGAGGAGUUUUAUGAAGGUUCUGAUGGUCCACCACUCCGGGUUCUUCCAAUUGGAGGUUUGGGAGAAAUUGGAAUGAAUUGUAUGCUUGUUGGGAACUAUGAUCGGUACAUCAUGAUUGAUGCUGGAGUCAUGUUUCCGGAUUAUGAUGAGUUGGGCGUCCAGAAAGUUAUACCAGAUACAACAUUCAUAAAAAGAUGGAGCCAUAAAAUUGAAGCUCUCGUAAUCACACAUGGUCAUGAGGAUCACAUUGGUGCGUUGCCCUGGGUAAUCCCAGCUUUGGAUGCCCAUACACCAAUUUUUGCUUCAUCUUUCACAAUGGAGCUUAUAAAGAAGCGUCUGAAAGAGUUUGGAAUUUUUGUCCCAUCCCGGCUCAAGCUGCUUAAGAUUCGGAAAAGAUUUCUUGCUGGACCAUUUGAGGUGGAGCCUAUUCGUGUAACACACUCAAUACCUGAUUGUUGUGGAUUGGUACUUCGUUGUAGCGAUGGCACAAUUUUUCACACCGGUGACUGGAAGAUUGAUGAAUCGCCUUUGGAUGGAAAAGUUUUUGAUCGAGCAGCAUUAGAGGAGCUUUCAAAGGAAGGGGUGACUUUAAUGAUGAGUGACUCAACCAAUGUGCUGUCUCCUGGAAGAUCUAUCAGUGAGUCUGUUGUAAGAGAUGCCUUACUAAGGCAUAUUUCAGCUGCCAAAGGAAGAGUCAUAACAACACAAUUUGCAUCAAACAUACAUCGUCUUGGCAGUGUUAAGGCAGCUGCUGAUUUAACUGGUCGAAAACUGGUCUUUGUUGGAAUGUCUCUGAGGACUUACUUGGAUGCUGCUUUUAGAGAUGGCAAAGCACCAAUGGAUCCUUCAACUCUGUUAAAAGUGGAGGAUAUUGAUGGCUAUUCUCCUAGAGAUUUGUUGAUUGUUACAACUGGAUCUCAAGCAGAACCACGAGCUGCUUUGAAUCUUGCUUCAUUUGGGGGCAGUCAUUCUCUCAAACUAAAUAAGGAUGAUGUGAUUUUGUAUUCAGCCAAGGUCAUUCCCGGAAAUGAGACGAGGGUAAUGAAGAUGUUAAAUCGAAUAUCUGAGCUUGGUUCUACAAUUGUUAUGGGUAAAAAUGAGGGCCUGCAUACAUCUGGUCAUGGAUACCGUGGUGAACUUGAAGAAGUUCUUAAGAUUGUGAAACCCCAACAUUUUCUACCGGUCCAUGGGGAACUCCUCUUCCUCAAGGAGCAUGAGUUGCUUGGGAAAUCAACUGGUAUCCGGCACACUGCUGUAAUAAAGAAUGGAGAGAUGCUUGGAGUUUCACAUCUUAGAAACCGAAGAGUUCUAUCAAAUGGGUUUACUCCAUUAGGAAAAGAGGAAUUGCAGCUGAUGUACAGUGAUGGUGACAAAGCAUUUGGAACUUCACAAGAACUGUGUGUUGAUGAAAGGUUAAGGAUUGCAUCAGAUGGGGUAAUCAUUGUCAGUAUGGAAAUUAUGCGGCAACAAGCUGUGAAUGGAUCAGAAGCAUGUUUGAAAGGAAAGGUGAGAAUCACAACACGCUGUCUAUGGCUUGACAAAGGAAAACUGUUAGAUGCACUUUAUAAGGGUGCACAUGCGGCAUUGUCAAGCUGUCCUGUCACUUGCCCUUUGGCACACAUGGAAAGGAUAGUAUCUGAGGUCCUGCGUAAGAUUGUAAGGAAAUACAGUGGUAAAAGGCCUGAAGUCGUUGCAGUUGCUGUUGAGAACUCUACUGCAGUGCUAGGUGAGGAAUUGAGGACGAGGUUAUCUGGUAAGUCUCGUGGUAGUGUUGAACUAUCCUCAAGUGGUAGUUCAAAUGUGAAAUUUGGUGAUUUGAUUUCUGAUGGCAUGGAUUCCAUGAGGAAUGUUGUGAAAGAAGACACUGAAGUAGAAAGUGAUGUAGAAGACGUAUUUGGGGAUGAUGACAGUACAGAUUCUGAUAUAGAAGCAGCAUCUUUACAUCCGUCAACAGCAUCAAGAGAUCUCAUUGAAUUGCUCAAAGGAAGGCUAGCUGGUGAGGUCUCAAAAGCUGAAAUUGGCCCCAUUUCAGAAGAGAAUCCACAACACAGUGAAAACAGCGAGGACUGCAGUGAUCAGAUGCUCAAUCUGGCCCAGUCUCAGCAAGGCGGCCAGAAAUCUUCUAGGCGGAACAAAUGGAAGCCUGAAGAGAUCAAAAGAUUAAUAAAAAAGCGUGCUGAGUUGGAUAGUAGAUUUCAGACUACGAAGGCACGAAUGGUUUUGUGGGAUGAGGUAUCUGCAGACUUGUUGAGCCAUGGAAUAAACCGGAGUUCAUCACAGUGCAAAUCUCUGUGGGCUUCGCUUGUUCAGAAAUAUGAGGCAAGCAAGAUUGAUGAGAAAAGCAAGAAGAGCUGGCCUUACUUCACUGCCAUGGAUAAAAUUCUAGCGUGCACCGGAGCGGCAAAAUGAGCAAUCCAUGGAGAACAUUUUAGCCGGGGGUAAAAUGAAUGCGGUGGUUGUUCUUUGGGAGCCUCUCAUUUUGGACAUCAUACUGUUAAAUGCAACAAAGACUUCCUUCUCCGGGACAGAAAUCAUCGGAUGCAGGACCACAUGUACUUUCACAAAUAACAAUUUUUGUCAGGAAGAUCUAUAAAUUAGUUUCGACCUGAAAAAAGAAUACAGAAGAAUAUCUUCGAUGUAUUUGGUUGAUUAUGAACAUCAAUGUGAUUUGUAUUGACGGCUUCAACAUGAGAAAAUGGAAGCGGUUGUGAAAUAUAUUUUUAUUUUUAUUUUUUUAGAAAUGUUUAUGGAGAUGGCUCAGAAUUGCUUAUCA
Messenger RNA from Dioscorea cayenensis subsp. rotundata (Guinea yam), 3116 nucleotides. Its product is annotated as ribonuclease J. Bases 140 to 2752 code for a protein of 870 amino acids. The record is from RefSeq and is a predicted model, not a curated record. NCBI's taxonomy places the organism in Eukaryota, Viridiplantae, Streptophyta, Magnoliopsida, Dioscoreales, Dioscoreaceae. The transcript has 17 exons.